GUCCCUGAAUAGGAAGGACGGUGGUCUUUGAGCCUUCUGUCGAGUCAUUUGUCUGUGAGCGGAUUACCCUGUUGGAAUUGUAAUUGAAGAUGGCUGAUCUCCAGACUAAAUUUGAUACUGCAGCAGCUGAGGUGAAGCAGUUGAAGGCGAAGCCGACAGAUAAAGAAAUGUUGCAGGUCUACUCCCUGUUCAAGCAGGCCUCUGUGGGUGACGUCGACACAGGUCGUCCAGGGAUGUUUGAUUUCACUGGGAAAGCUAAAUGGGAUGCCUGGGAGGAACAGAAAGGCAAGAGCAAAGAGGAUGCCAUGAACGAGUACAUCAACCUGGUGGAGCAGUUGAAGCAGAAGUAUGGAUUCUGAUGUCACAUGAUAGUCACAAACUGGCUAGGACAAUGCUGAAUGGCCUUAGAGCACUGGCUGAGAUGACCACCAGUCGUCCCUCAUCCCGUCGCUGAGAUAUGCCUUAAAAGCAGAGGAGCAUGUCCUUGCACAACACAUGUGAAUGCCUGGUGGACUGCUAGUGGUCCCGAUGAGAUUAAGCUGCCUUGAAUGACCACUGAUGUACCAUCAGAAUUUUUUUCUCCACCAAAGUACCAUCAUGUUUUAGUUUUGUGAGUCCUGUCAUUUCAACAUAAAAUAAUUAUUCUCUAA
Chelmon rostratus (copperband butterflyfish) is the source of this 650-nucleotide messenger RNA. RefSeq names its product acyl-CoA-binding protein-like. Bases 90 to 359 code for a protein of 89 amino acids. The record is from RefSeq and is a predicted model, not a curated record. NCBI's taxonomy places the organism in Eukaryota, Metazoa, Chordata, Actinopteri, Chaetodontiformes, Chaetodontidae. The transcript has 4 exons. Gene Ontology annotation, biological process: fatty acid metabolic process. Gene Ontology annotation, molecular function: fatty-acyl-CoA binding.